Cornus florida is the source of this 1419-nucleotide messenger RNA. RefSeq lists its product as uncharacterized. The coding region runs from base 168 to 1211 and encodes 347 amino acids. Gene Ontology annotation, molecular function: peptidyl-prolyl cis-trans isomerase activity. Gene Ontology annotation, biological process: protein peptidyl-prolyl isomerization. Lineage: Eukaryota; Viridiplantae; Streptophyta; Magnoliopsida; Cornales; Cornaceae. The record is from RefSeq and is a predicted model, not a curated record. The transcript is spliced from 5 exons.
AAAUGUCGCCUAGUUUUGUUAUCAUGCAAAGAGAGUUGUCUCAGUAUUUUCGUCAAACACCUUGUCAUCACCUUUAACUCAUCCAUGAAAGCUUCACUGAAUCUCCGUUUAAAAGGAGAAUCAAGAGAAGACAUUUCUGGGUUUUUCAAUUCAGUUCUCAAACUCAAAUGGGUCGUAGGAAAUUCGACGCAGAACUCGGCCGUUGUGCGUUUCUCCUGAUUCUCUUGAUGUUUCUCGUCUCUUGUUUAAUGGUGUACGGAUGGCUCUCUUUGAUGUUUCGACCCAGUGCCAGUUCUUUGGUUGAAAAUGGUGGAUUGGGCAGAGAAGAGUUAGCAAUUGAAAAUGGUGGAUUGGACGGAGAAGAUGGAGAAUGCUGUAGAUGGAUUGAACAUUUGGAACUUUGGGGUGAUGCUGUGAAAGGUGGUUCGGAUUUCAGAUUCAAUUCUCCGAAAAAAUGUUGCGAUGCUUGCAAAAAGAUGUGUGAUGGUAAGGAUGGGCCGUGUCCGUGUGAUUCUUGGGUCUUUUGUGGGGAUAAGGAACGUUGUGGACAGAAAUAUGGCGAGUGCUGGUUGAAGAAACAGAAGGAUACUUUGGCCCCUGAUCGGAAAGACUCAGGGAAAGAAGUUAUUUGGACUUCUGGGCUUUUCUUCGGAAAAGAAGAGGGUAUUGUUGGCUUGGAAACAGACUAUGGAGUUCUUCAUGUAAAACUUUUCCCUGAUUGUGCUCCUUUUUCUGUUUCCUAUAUUCUUGAGCUGUUGGCAACACCUUAUUGUCCGGGUUGCCAGUUUUAUCGUGCUGAAAGCCGGGGGAGCUUUUGGGAUUCAGAGGGAAACCACAUAGAAAAUGCUCCAUUUGGCCCUCCUUUUGCAUUGAUUCAAGGUACACUUGAAUCCCAUGGGACCGUAUUCGAGAAAAUCCCAGCAGAAGACUGCCCCACCAUAAGGAGAGGAUCAAUUGCAUGGGUUGGUUCUGGCCCGGAAUUCUUUAUCAGCCUAGCUAACCAUUACGAGUGGAAAAAAGCGUAUACUGUAUUUGGUUCUGUUCUUCCAGAAGACAUUGAAAUUGCAGAGAAAAUCGCACAGCUUCCGACAACAGCAGACCAAUGGAGUAAUGUUAAAGUGUCUGUGUUGGAGAAACCUGUUCCGCUACGAUUUAGAAGAAACACGACAAGUUCUGGAAACCUGAAAUUCAAUGCUCACAGAUUCAAGUAGUGAUAGUUGACGGGUAUCUCUCGUUCCACUCGUACUGUUGUAGUUUUUCCUGCCCUUUCUAGAGAAAUUUACGUAGUUCUUUUAGUCAGACGACGUCCUAGUUACAUUUCUGUUACUUAGGAGGAUCUGUAAAUAUAUAUAUAUAGUAAUCAUUGACUCGCUUGUCGAUCUUCAUUGAGAAAAUAAAUAGACAGAAUAAUUUUAGUUC